AUGGCAAAGUACUCGAUCCACAAACUCGCCAAAGUGGGCUCGCUGGCUCCGCGAACCGUCACCUCUCUCACCGCCGAGCUGUCUCAGAUGACGAUCGAGACGGAUGCCCGGAGACUCGUGCAAGACAACAUCAAGAGGUUAAAGGACAUCGGGUCCUACCGUGGUAGGCGACAUGCCAUGGGCUUGCCGGUGCGCGGCCAGCGGACAAGAACGCAAACGGCAACAGCAAACAAACUCAACCGAGUCGAUCGCCGCUCAUGA
Drechmeria coniospora is the source of this 261-nucleotide messenger RNA. RefSeq names its product 30S ribosomal protein S13. Bases 1 to 261 code for a protein of 86 amino acids. The transcript has a single exon. NCBI's taxonomy places the organism in Eukaryota, Fungi, Ascomycota, Sordariomycetes, Hypocreales, Ophiocordycipitaceae. Gene Ontology annotation, cellular component: ribosome; mitochondrion; small ribosomal subunit. The record is from RefSeq and is a predicted model, not a curated record. Gene Ontology annotation, biological process: translation. Gene Ontology annotation, molecular function: RNA binding; structural constituent of ribosome.